ACGUUCGACACCGUUGGGCGGAAACUCGGAUGAGACAUCUAGCCUUUGUAUAUAUAUAUAUAUCUAUGGUUGUGGCUGGUGUUUCCGGUCAAUCUGUUGUUGUCGCUGGUGUUUCCGGUAGUGUUUCCGGUCGGUUUGUUGUUGUGGCUGGUGUUUCCGGUCGGUCUGUUGUUGUCGCUGGUGUUUCCGGUAGUGUUUCCGGUCGGUUUGUUGUUGUCGCUGGUGUUUCCGGUAGUGUUUCCGGUCGGUUUGUUGUUGUCGCUGGUGUUGCCGGUAGUGUUUCCGGUCGGUUUGUUGUUGUGGCUGGUGUUUCCGGUCGGUCUGUUGUUGUCGCUGGUGUUUCCGGUAGUGUUUCCGGUCGGUUUGUUGUUGUCGCUGGUGUUUCCGGUGCAGCAGCGGAUCACGAUGAGCAAACUGCCGCAGCUCAGCUCCAUCCUGUCGCAGCGGCUCGGCGCGCUGCUCCGGGACGUCCUGGACGUGGUGGAGGACGCGGUGACCGAGUACCGGGAGGAGGCGGCCAGGACCCGGCGGGAGAACGACAGCCUGCGGAGACAGCUGCGGGACAUCCUGCUGCUGGGGACCGACACCGACUGGCUGAGAUCCAGGUCCAGUCUCGGUUUGGAGGCUCCUGAGCAGCAGCUCACGGGUCCAGAUCCAAGGCCGCGCUCAGAGGAGCCGGACUCCUCCCUGAAGCAGCCUCACAAGCACAUCGUGUCCGUGCAGCUGCUGUCCGUCCAGAACCGAACGCCCCCCAGGAAGACUCUGCUCCCCAGGAACCAGGACCCCGCUGAGGCCUGGGAGCCAGAGCUGAAGCCCGAUCCUCAGCAGGAGGAGAGCAGCCAGGCGUCACCACGUCCUCGAGACUCCACCUUCAAUCUUCCCUCCGCCUCCGCCGCCAAAAACCACGUUGAGCUCCCAGCGUGCAGAGAAGAGCCACGAGUUCCUGCUGUGAUCAAAACGGAACCUCAGGAGUUCAGCGUGAGUGAAGAUGAAGGUCACACCGAGGACGGGUCGAAGCUCAGUACCACAGACACAGACCGGGCAGGCCGACAUGAAGCUCGUGGAAACAAGAAGCCCUCUCAGGACAGGUUAACGGCUCCGGCUGAUGAUGGAGCACUAGCUGGUUAUCACUCGGAGCUCGUCCAUCGCUGCCCCCGCUGUGGCGAGGCGUUUGGCCAGGCUAACAGUCUCCGCCUCCACCUGGAGCAGAGACAAAAGCCCUACGCCUGCGACUGGUGCUGCAAGUCCUUCGCGCAGUCGGCCGACCUGCGGCGCCACCUGCGCACACACACGGGCGAGAGGCCGCACUGCUGCACCUUCUGCUCCAAGAGCUUCAGCCAGCGAGGAAACCUGCGGCGCCACCUGAGGAUCCACACGGGCGAGCGGCCGUACAGCUGCCCGUUCUGCUGCCGCACCUUCAGCGACGGAGACACCAUGAAGAAACACAAGCGCACACAUUCAGGAGAGAAACCCUACCGCUGCGUCCGGUGCUCCAGGACCUUCACCACGGCCAGCGGCCUACAGAUUCACUUAAAGAAGGACAUGUGCCUCGUGGCCAACGCCUGAUUGGACAGGAGGAAGUGAUGCUGCUGGGACGAGGCGUGUGGCUGCAGUUGAGGGGGGGGGUUGCACGCCGCUGAAAACAAAACCCUCUGUGCAGAUGAGAUGUUUCCUGUUGUGUUUUCCUAGACACACAAACACAUCGGUCUUCAUUGGUUGGUUUUCUGCCUCCUUCCUGCACGAGCGUCUGACUUGGGAACUCGUCUGAUUGGUUGAAAGGACAGAUCAGGCAGCCAAUGAGUGAGCAGGAGUCAUUUCUUUGCAUUGCUGUGGAUCGGGACGAGUUGUGCUUCUCGGCAGCUUCACAGCUUUACUGACUGAUGCUGUUCAAGCCUUUGUGUUAAUUUAUUUAUAUUUAUUUUUUUAUGUCAACUAAACCCUGGAGAGGAUGAUUCAGCUGAAAUGAAAAGUGAUUUGAAGGAAAAAAGUUUGACUGUAACUUGAGAAUCGAGGAAUAUUUCACAUUUUCUUUCUCACGACUGAAACGGAGGGAAUCUGUUUCUCCUCAGCUCAGAAAUGAAUCUGUGUACAGGAUGAUUGACAGUAACGUCUCUUUAACUCUGAGUUAGUAGAAGAAAUCUUUCCUAUAAACAGGAAGACGUCACUGUGAACUGAGUUAUUCUAGUUUCUUGGAAUAGCAGUAACUAUAUCUGCUCUGUAUUAUGGAUUUUAACAUUAUGAAUACGUUUCUCUGGGUCUGAUCACGAUUUGUUAGUGUAAAACUAACAUGAACUGGGAAACAGCAGAGUGACCACUAGAGGUCAGUGGUGUCCCUAAUAUAAUGUUGACUCGGUGCGUGUGUGCCUGUGUGUGUGUGUGUGUGUGUGUGUGUGUGUGUGUGUGUGUGUGUGUGUGUGUGUGUGUGUGUGUGUGUGUGUGUGUGUGUGUGUGUGUGUGUGUGUGUGUGUGUGUGUGUGUGUGUGUGUGUGUGUGUGUGUGUGUGUGUGUGUGUGUGUGUGUGUGUGUGUGUGUGUGUCGUCUUCACGCUGAUGAAGUCCUGCUUCUGGCUGCUGCUAAGUUAAGAUGAAUAUUAUUUAUUUUGUCAGAGUUUGACGACUGUGAAGACACAUGAAGGAGUCACAGUGUGAAUGUGUCCAUCGUCUCUGCAGAUUGUCUCAUUUUCAAUAUUUUGUAAUCAUGUAAAACAUUUUGUGUUUUUAGGCAAAAUAAAUGUUGAGUGAAAACGCGUGCAUCUAAACUAUUGAUUAAUUUAAGUGGCUGGUUUCAGUUUGAUUAUGUAAAAUAUAUACA
Molecule: messenger RNA, 2811 nt
Organism: Platichthys flesus (European flounder)
Lineage: Eukaryota; Metazoa; Chordata; Actinopteri; Pleuronectiformes; Pleuronectidae
Product: zinc finger protein 358-like
Exons: 2
Coding region: 406-1566 (386 amino acids)
Biological process (GO): regulation of transcription by RNA polymerase II
Cellular component (GO): nucleus
Molecular function (GO): RNA polymerase II cis-regulatory region sequence-specific DNA binding; DNA-binding transcription factor activity, RNA polymerase II-specific
Source: RefSeq, a predicted model, not a curated record